AUGUCUCAGCCUUUUUAUGUUCGAUAUUAUUCUGGACACAAGGGACGUCAUGGGCACGAAUUUUUGGAAUUUGAGAUCAGAGAAGACGGUCUAUGUCGAUAUGCAAAUAACUCCAAUUACAGAAACGAUACAUUGAUUAGAAAAGAAAUGUAUAUUAGUCCUGCAGUUGUGGAUGAAUUGAAGAGAAUAAUUGAAGAUAGUGGCAUUAUGAAGGAAGACGAUUCUAAAUGGCCAGAAAAGAAUGUUAUAGGAAGUCAAGAAAUCGAAGUACGUUUAGGCGAUGAACAUAUCUCUUUUGAGACAUCAAAAUUGAGUUCACUUGUGGAAGUAAAUGAAAGUGAAGAUCCUGCAGGUUUGCGCGCUUUUUACUACCUUGUGCAGGAUUUAAAAGCUUUUGUGUUUUCAUUGAUUUCUUUACAUUUCAAGGUAAGAUUUAAUUGCAAUAUAUAUUAUGUUUAGUAGUAGUGCUAUAUAAGUACGUAUGUAAAAAGUACGUGAUAGAAGCUGACCAUUCAUUUGUAUCUUUCUAUGUGUAUAGAUCAAACCUAUCAACCAAUAAGAUUAUUUAUAGAUAACAGCCAUAUUAACCCUCUUUCAGGGGGAGACGCUUAUCCAUUGAGAAAUAUAAUAACGUUGCGCUAAUAAAAGAAAGAAAAUGUAGAAAAAGGUGAUUAUAGUAGAGAAAGGUGGGACAUUCAUGAGAUAAUU
Molecule: messenger RNA, 708 nt
Organism: Mycotypha africana
Lineage: Eukaryota; Fungi; Mucoromycota; Mucoromycetes; Mucorales; Mycotyphaceae
Product: mago nashi
Exons: 5
Coding region: 1-459 (152 amino acids)
Biological process (GO): RNA splicing
Cellular component (GO): nucleus; exon-exon junction complex
Source: RefSeq, a predicted model, not a curated record